UACAAUUUCUGAUUCCAUUGUUGACCUUUCUGGUUUUCUAAAGCAUUUUCGACUUUUUUUCAUCAGCGCCUGCCAUUCGAUGUUAUUGUCAAGGUCUUUGGUUUGGACUUGUCUCUGGGCUUCAUUUGGGUUUAUUCACUUUUAUGGCAUCUAUGGACGCGACAGCUGAGCACCAAUCGAAACGCAAGACUGUGCAGCGAAAAGCAAAACAAAUGUAAGGAAAAGCACAACAGAGAGGAACAUGAACUGCGUUAGUUUGAAAAUGAAAUUGAAAACGUUACGCAUGCGUUUUCAAUGGCUCCAACGGGGGCAGGAGGAGCACAGGAGAGGGACUCUCUUCGCUGCUAUUGAAUGACACAAAGCAUUAGGAGAAAUAGUUGAUGCCGCGCAUAGACAAACGCACUGAAGUAAAUGGAAAAUUGCAUUCACAAAAGUGCAGCAGCUGGAAACGUGAGGUGAAGCAAAGCCAGAUGCCGCCUCCAUCUUCCUCUUGGACUUGGAUAACCCAAUGCCCCUUACGGCGCCUGCUUCACUGAGGAAAUGUGAUAUGUGCGCUCGCUCUGUCUGCUUUGUCAUCUCUUUCGUUUUUGUUUUUCUCUCGCGAAAGUCAAUAAAAGUGGGAAAGUCCACAGCGGCCUCGGUCAGAAGUUGUCCAGCUAUAAGCGUGUCCAAACGCCAGGAUUACCAAAUAGCAGCAGGAGCAGGAGACAGGACGCCAAAGAGAGAUAGGAGCAGAGGACUUUUGUCAUGUCCGCGCGCAUAUCGGUUGCCAUCUUGUGGCUCAUUGUGGCCAGGCUGGAAGGUAACACAGCGGCUGGCAACAGUGGCGAAAGGGUACACAUACGUCUGCACAUGCCGGAAGUUGUGCGCCAGCACACGCACUUCCACAAGGUCUACAAGCACUUCCCCCUUCCCGUGGCGCCACCACAACAACUGAUGCCCGUUGCCGCACCGCCCAUGGGCAAGCCGCAUGUCUCGCUGCUGGGCUACACGACAACGGCGAGCGGCAGCGGCGGCAUGGCGUCCAGCGUAAAGCAACUGAUGGCCACGGCCGACACGCCCAUGGCCAUGUCGAUGGCCACACUGAAGCCAAAGUAUGGGCCCGCUCUGUUUGACAACUACAACCAGCAGCAGGGGGCAGAGUUGAAGGCGACAUUACCAUCAACGACGCCAGCUACAGUGAAGCUUGGCAGCAGUUUGCAACAGCAAAUGGAAAUGGAAGCGGAGCCGGAGACUGAAACGGAACUGGAGCCGGAACUCGAGAACAAUGAGCUGCUCAAUGGCAACCUGAUGGCUGCCCUGCAGCGCGAAUAUCUAGCCAAGUUCACCGGCCGACAGCAAAAACGCAAGAAGGUCAAUCACUUGAACAAGCCGCAGAGCAGACCCAGACAGAAGCCGCAGCAGUUGCUGUCGAACAGCGAGGAGCAGUUCGACGAUUACCAGGACGAGAUGGACACGCGCUACGCGGAGCCAGAUGAGCCCAACGAACAGUAUCUGGAUGCAGCCAAAUCCUGGGCUGAGCUGGGCGAGAACGAGGACGACAGCGCCGCGGCAUUCAGUGGACAAAAUAAUGCGCUUAGUUCGGUCCCCAGUGUCGAUGAUUUCCUCAACGAAGUCAGCGGCAAGUCCUAUGCGCCCUACUAUGGCAGCAUGUACAAUCAAUAUGGCAGCACUGCAUACACGGACAGCAGAUACAACGAAUAUGGCAACACUGGCAGCAUGUACAAUGACUAUGACAACAUCGAUCCCACAGGCGGGUCUGUUUGGCAGGCCACGCCCACCGCUGCAUACAACAGCUAUUCGCGACCCACUCAGGCCACGCCCAUACGACCACGACCACGUCAGCGAGCACGGCCAAGCGCUCCGGCUACCAGCUCGACCAGUCCAGCACAGAAUGGCGGCAAAAUGAGAUACGUCAAGCUGACGACACGCAAGAAACGCAAGAAUCGCAUCAGAGCGAAAAGAUAUCGCAUUUAGAGAUAGGCUGCGCAGUUACUUAUUAACGGUUAGCAUACUUUUCUGAGUCACUCUGCAGUUGGAUCGGGCAUCUAAACUCAAACUUAGUAUUACCCACAUAUAAAUAUUG
Messenger RNA from Drosophila arizonae, 2086 nucleotides. RefSeq lists its product as uncharacterized. The record is from RefSeq and is a predicted model, not a curated record. Lineage: Eukaryota; Metazoa; Arthropoda; Insecta; Diptera; Drosophilidae.